AUGAGUCGAAAUGACCAUUGUUCAUUUCAACAAGAAUAUGUUUCUCCAAGAACUUUGUCUUUUACUGGCGAAAGAACAACAGAAGCUGCUGUUAAAAAGAAGAACAAAAUAACACGCUCUUAUACAGUGCAACCUGUGACCUCAGCUGACAAUCGUUUAUUAGACAAGUUCUUGCUUAUCCUUCUAGAAAAAGAUGAUCAGAUCGGUAAAAGAGUACAAAAAUAUUUAAUUAUACCACCAAAUGUUGUAGUACAAGCUUCAAAAUCUGGAAAAAGCAGCGAUGAAAAACAUCGCACUUUUUUAAAUGAAGUUCUACAUCCUUUGGUUGGUAGAAAAUUUCUUCAUUUGCUUGAUUCUUGGAAAACCCAAGCUGAUCUAAGAAAAUUUAGAGCAGUAUUUCCAGAUCAAGAUAGUCAAUUAUUGAUUUUUCUCGAAGGAUCAACUGGUCAUGUACAACCGCAAGAUUUAUCCUUAUUUCGUUCAUGGAGAUUUAUUCAUAAGAAAAUCGAACAUUACACUCAUAUCAAUCGUACAGAAUUUAAUAUAACUGAUCGCCAAUAUUACAUUAAUAUACACUCUGUUAUUCACAAUCAAUUAUCAGCUCCACAGUUUCAAAAUCUUAUUAAGUCUGGAUUCAUACAAGCUGGAAUAACAAGCGAAACUAUUGGAGAAAUUCAAAAAACCAAAAGAUAUCUGCUUCAAAUUUUAUGA
Rotaria sp. Silwood1 is the source of this 711-nucleotide messenger RNA. NCBI's taxonomy places the organism in Eukaryota, Metazoa, Rotifera, Eurotatoria, Philodinida, Philodinidae. The record is from the annotation of a GenBank genome assembly.